AUGGCCAACAUUUCCAGGUAAGUGUUUAAGAAAACCUCCUCUAACAGGAAGCUUUCUGUCUACCUGGGGAAAUGGGACUUUGUGGACCAUGCAGACAUGGUGAAACCCAUUGAUGAUGUAGUCUUGGUUGAUCUUGAUUACUUAGAAGUUUGAAAGAUGUUUUUCAUGUUGACAUGUGACUUUCGAUAUGGCCAGGAUGUGAUUGGUUUGACAUUCCUCAAAGACAUCUAUGUACAGGUCCAACAAGUCAUCCCAGCAGAGCCCACCAACCCCCAGAAGCCCCUCACAGUCCUGCAAGAGCAACUGCUGCACAAGCUGGGGGACAAUGCCUACCCCUUUACCCUGCAGAUGGUUGUCAACCUGCCCUGUUCAGUGACACUGCAACCAGGUCCUCAAGGUACAGGAAAAGCUUAUGGGGUUGACUUGGAAGUGAAGAGUUUCUGUGCUGAAAAUUUGGAGGACAAAAUCCUUAAGCAAAACUCAGCGAGGCUAGUGAUUCAAAAAGUACAGUUUACACACCUGGAGGCAGACCCUGGCCCCUGGGCCCAGGCCAUCUGCCCCUUUCUUCUAUCAGCUCAGCCCCUUUAACUUCAGGCCUGGAUGGAGAAGAAGGUUUGUGACCCCCACUUCCCUGGUCAACCCAUCUCUGUCAAUGUUUCUAUUAACAACUGCACCAGCAAGAUCCUGAAAAAAAUCAAGAUUUCAGUUGACGAGAUCGCAGAUGUUGUCCUGUAUUCACUAGACCAGUACACCAAAACAGUGUUCAUUCAGGAGUUCAUGGAGACUAUAGCUGUUAACUCCAGCUUCUCCAAGAGCUUUACAAUAACCCCACUCCUGGCUGCCUACUGCCAGAAACAGGGCUUGGCACUGGAUGGAAAACUCAAGCAUGGUGAUACCAAUCUGGCCUCUAGCACAAUUCUUAGACCUGGAAUGAACAAGGAGCUGCUGGGGAUCCUGGUGUCCUACAAAGUCAGAGUCAAUCUUAUGGUGUCCAGUGGAGGCAUCCAAGGCAACUUGACAAAUCCUUGCAGUGAUGUUGGUGUGGAGCUGCCCCUGAUCCUGAUGCAUCCAAAGCCAUCUCAUGAGGCCUGGAACUCUGAGGACAUAGUCAUCCAGGAGUUACCCUGCGGGGAGGAGAGGCAAGAGACUUUGGCAGCAGAGAGGGACGAGGGGAGCUGA
This is a messenger RNA of Miniopterus natalensis, 1179 nucleotides long. RefSeq names its product arrestin 3 (gene ARR3). The record is from RefSeq and is a predicted model, not a curated record. Gene Ontology annotation, biological process: visual perception; signal transduction; G protein-coupled receptor internalization. Lineage: Eukaryota; Metazoa; Chordata; Mammalia; Chiroptera; Miniopteridae. Gene Ontology annotation, molecular function: G protein-coupled receptor binding.